Molecule: messenger RNA, 831 nt
Organism: Callorhinus ursinus (northern fur seal)
Lineage: Eukaryota; Metazoa; Chordata; Mammalia; Carnivora; Otariidae
Source: RefSeq, a predicted model, not a curated record
AUGGCCCUAAUCACCUUAAACCGAAUCUAUAUUGUGUUCAGAAAACUCAUUAGCAUCCAACCUCCUCAAUUAGGCAGAGUAAACAUGCAUUACUCCGAAUUAGCCCCCUACUGCAUAGAGAGAGAAUUCAAGCAAAAUGAUGGCCUAGUACCCAAGGAUUUGAACGAUGUUUACUUCUCUUCCGUGAAAUUCAGGUCACAUCGUCCUAAUCAGUAUUUUGGGCACUCAAAAUGGGUAGGAGAACAUGGAUCCAAGAAAAGACCAGGGAAGCACAAAGGAAUGGACAAUUUUAUCUACGACAUGAUGCUUUCAGUGUUAGCUGAGUGCUCUCGAAAAUCUUUCAAAAUUCCCACUUUGGGAAUUGCUGGGUUGUGGGACUCGGUGGCAGGUGCUUCCUUGACUCACACAGAAAGCAAGCCGUGGACCCCUGGUGCCACUGAGCCUGCUAGUGCACAGAGCAGAGAAGGCAGGAAGUGGGUCUGCCGAUGGGGAGUGUGCAGCAACCACAGGGAGCAGAACCCCCGGGGUCAGUCCCCUGGAGAAGAGGCAUGUCUCCUCAUCAGGAAACUGAAACCGAAAGGAAGAGCCUGUUGGGGCAAUAGGAGGCACUUAGGAGGGCUACAGGUCACCACAGAUGCGAAAAUUCACAUGGUGUAUUUAUGGCAAAGAGAAAUCCCAGGAAUCCGAGCGCGACUGGAAUCUGCCCAUGGAAACUGCAGAGGAAAGAAUUGGUUCCGGAGACAAUGUACGUUAGUAACAGCAAAAGAGGCAAGGAGGCUGAAGAGUGGGGGAAGCCCCAACAACCUGACAUAGCAACUCCAAACACACAUG